Molecule: messenger RNA, 1044 nt
Organism: Pseudomassariella vexata
Lineage: Eukaryota; Fungi; Ascomycota; Sordariomycetes; Amphisphaeriales; Pseudomassariaceae
Product: 3-methyl-2-oxobutanoate hydroxymethyltransferase
Exons: 2
Coding region: 1-1044 (347 amino acids)
Biological process (GO): pantothenate biosynthetic process
Cellular component (GO): mitochondrion
Molecular function (GO): magnesium ion binding; 3-methyl-2-oxobutanoate hydroxymethyltransferase activity
Source: RefSeq, a predicted model, not a curated record
AUGUCAUUGCCCCUAUUCAAGCCAUGCGCCUCAUCGUUUUAUCGGGGCACGCGGGUGAUCGCGCCCCUGAGCGCUGCUGCUAAGCCCUUACUGUCUUCGUUGUCGCAACAACGAUGGAGCUCACACUCACCCAUGGGCAGCCCUUCAGGCACAUCGAGGAAAAAGGUGACGCUGGGCACGCUUCGGUCCAUGUACAAGAAGAAUGAGCCCAUCGCCGUGCUCACCGCGCAUGAUUUCCCCAGUGCACAUGUCGCGGAUGUGGCCGGUAUGGAUAUUGUGCUUGUCGGCGACAGCCUCGCCAUGGUGGCCCUCGGGAUGGAAGAUACGAGCGAGGUUCUUGUCGAGGAGAUGUUGCUGCACUGCAAGUCUGUUGCACGUGCAACCACGGCAGCCUUCACCGUUGGUGACCUGCCCAUGGGGUCUUACGAGAUCUCACCAAUGCAGGCACUCGAGACGGCCAUCAGGUUUGUCAAGGAAGGGCGGGUCCAAGGCGUCAAACUCGAAGGUGGCAAAGAAAUGGCCGCCACCAUCGAGAAGAUCACCCGUGCUGGCAUACCCGUUCUGGCGCACAUCGGCCUUACUCCCCAACGUCAAAAUGCUCUUGGUGGAUUCCGAGUUCAGGGCAAGACAUCGGACAGCGCCAUGAGAGUCCUUGAGGAUGCUCUUGCCAUACAAGAGGCCGGGAGCUUCGCCGUUGUCGUGGAAGCCGUUCCAGCGGAAGUCGCCAGCCUCAUAACUAAGGAGUUAUCCAUCCCCACCAUUGGUAUAGGUGCAGGCAACGGUUGUUCUGGUCAGGUUUUGGUUCAAACCGACAUGACUGGCAACUUCCCUCCUGGCCGGUUCCUUCCCAAAUUUGUCAAGCAAUACGGCAACGUAUGGGGGGACAACUUCCAUGCCAUCAAGUCGUAUCGGCAAGAGGUGAAGGCUCGCCAAUACCCAGCACCCGAGCACACAUACCCGAUUUCCCAAGACGCGGCCCAUGCGUUCGCCGCUGCUGUCGCGGAGAAGACAAGUGCAAGGCAGUCGCCCUUCGGUUCAGAAUAA